Danio aesculapii is the source of this 6161-nucleotide messenger RNA. Its product is annotated as collectin-12. Bases 457 to 4197 code for a protein of 1246 amino acids. Gene Ontology annotation, molecular function: ubiquitin binding; phosphatidylinositol binding. The transcript has 23 exons. Gene Ontology annotation, biological process: protein transport to vacuole involved in ubiquitin-dependent protein catabolic process via the multivesicular body sorting pathway. NCBI's taxonomy places the organism in Eukaryota, Metazoa, Chordata, Actinopteri, Cypriniformes, Danionidae. Gene Ontology annotation, cellular component: ESCRT-0 complex. The record is from RefSeq and is a predicted model, not a curated record.
AGAAGCGCGUUCAGAGCUUCAGUAAAGGAGGCUGGUGCUGCUGCUGCUGCUGCUGCUGCUGCUUUCACCUGGGUUUUCUUUAAGAGAUUCAGCCCAAGAAGAAAACAAGUGAACUAACAGACACCCUGUGGACUGCCAGCUCUGGUUCUCGGGUUGCAGCCAGCAGGCAGAAGAGGACGCAUCCUCAUUCACCUCAAGUGGAUUUCCAUCGUGAACACGCUCUCAUGGAGGGAGAGAAAAAGUGCGCGCGUUGAGCAAAAGUUUGUUGAACAUUGUUCGCGAAUUGUUCCUGUAGUUUUACAAGUUUAGCGCCAGUCACAGGGAUUGAAAAGACUACGCAUGUUUCAGGUGGAAUACUAGUGAAAGUUCAGCGCUUAUUCUUGAGUCGGCGCUUUGUCAUGAGAUUGAUGUAAAGGUUUGGCUCGUGACGGAACGGUGUACCUCAGUUUGACCACGAUGAAGGACGACUUCAAUGAUGAAGAGGAAGUGCAGUCGUUUGGCUACAAAAGGUUUGGUAUCCAGGAAGGAAAUGAAUGCACUAAAUGUAAAAACGACUGGGCCCUGAGGGUGGCGAUUGCGCUUCUGUAUGUGCUUUGUGCACUGCUCACCAUAGCUGUGGCUGUGCUGGGAUACAAAGUGGUCCAGAGGAUGGAUAAUGUAACAGAGGGUAUGCAGAAUUAUGGAGGGAAAAUCAUGGCUGUAGAGACUGAUCUCAAAAAACUUGAUGAUCAAACGGGAGAGAAGUCAGAAAAUGCUACCAGUGAACUCCACUCAUUCAAGUUGGAAAUUCAGACAUUGCAGAAGCAGCUCAGUGACGUUGUUGUGAAGGCUUCCAACAACAGAGCUGUUCUCGACGAGCUACGGCUAGCUGGUGAGGACAUGCAGAGUGGACAUCUCUCGCUGCGAGAUCUGCUGGAGAGCAAUGCCAAUGUGAUCAGCAAAGUAAACCGCACUUUAAACACAUACAACAGCCUGAUUGAUGGACUAAAGACAGAAACGGCGAGACUUCAGUCAGAUCUCCAUGUACAGACGAGUGAACAGGGCCAAAACAGCCACAGCAUCAGCACUCUAAACUUUACCCAGACCCAGCAGAGGAACCUCAUCAGCUCCCUCCAGAGAUCGGUGGAGGACACUGGCCAGGCUGUGCAGAAGCUUAAGAAUGACUAUCAGAGCCUCCAGCAGGUGGCUAGGCAAACCAAAGCAGAUGCUGAUUGGUUGAGAGAGAAAGUGCAGAACCUUCAGGCUUUAGCGGCUAAUAAUUCUGUGCUGGCUCGCUCUAACAAUGACUCUCUAGAGGACGUGGCCUCUCAGUUAAGCACACUGUCAGAGCAGGUCCAGAACACCUCGACCAUCACUGACAGCCAUGAUCAGAGCUUGCGUGAGCUCAUGGACCAGCAGCGAGAUCAUGAUAAUGCCACCUCCGUUAAGUUUGAUGCAUUAGAGGCACGUCUUGACAGCAACGAGGGGGAAAUGGACCGCAUAACAGGAAAUGUUAGCUUCACCACGCAGCUGCUCAGAGCGAUCAGUGCGGACUUGAAUGGUCUGCGCACCUGCUCUGAGACAGUGACCCGACACUCAGAAGUGCUGCAUGGGCUCAACAACAGUGUGGCUGAAACCAGGGCAGAAAGCACAGAGCUCAAAGCCCAGCAGGAGGAACUCGCUGUCAGGCUGGACAAAGAGGUCAGCAGCCUUUCCAUAGUCAUGGAUGAAAUGAAACUGGUUGACAACAAACACUCGCAGCUCAUCACAAACUUCACCAUCCUUCAGGGUCCUCCUGGUCCAAGGGGUCCUCGGGGAGAUAAAGGGUCCAUGGGGCUACCUGGUAAAACUGGCCCGAAAGGUGAAAAGGGUGAAAAAGGAGCACCUGGUGAUGCUGGACCUAAAGGAGAAAAAGGUCCAGCUGGACCUCCUGGUGUGCCAGGGUUGAAAGGGCCACCUGGAUCAAGAGGAAGCCCUGGGCCAAAGGGUUCACGAGGAUCUGGGGGAAGGCAAGGGCCUUCAGGAGAGAAAGGUGACCCUGGGAUACCUGGUAUGCCUGGAAGAGAUGGUCAGCCUGGUCCUACUGGGCCACAAGGGCCACAGGGACUCAGAGGUCCAGCUGGACCUGCAGGACUAGAAGGAGCCCGUGGACCUGUAGGCCCGAUUGGCCCACCAGGACCUCCUGGAUUACCAGGACUUCCUGCACCACCAGUAGUUGUGCCACCAGGAGAUCCACAAGGCUUUGUCAACCGCCAGGUAGCGCCGCCCCCUACAACUACACCAGGGUGUCCCCCUCAGUGGAAGGGCUUCAGAGAGCAAUGCUAUCACUUCUCAGCUCCAAUGGAGAGUCUGAACUUUGAUGAAACCAAGGAAAGAUGCAGCAACUUGAGUUCAUCUAUGCUGAUUAUCAAUGAUGAAGAAGAGCAGCUAUGGAUAAAGAGGCAGAUUUCUGGAAAAGGCUACUUUUGGCUCGGCCUUACAGACAGCGCAGAGGAAAACAUCUGGAGAUGGGUGGAUGGGAGUCUGCCAAACUAUACAAAAUGGAAACCUGGUCAACCUGAUAACUGGAGCCAUGGCCAUGAAGCUGGUGAGGACUGCGCCGGUGCUGACAGGGAGAAGCACAAGAAGAGGAUCGACUUUAGGUUUGGUAGCGUGUAUUCGUCGGCCAUGCCUCUCUUCACGUCAAAUCCCUUCGAUCAAGAUGUUGAAAAAGCAACCAGUGAGAUGAACACAGCUGAGGACUGGGGCCUCAUUCUGGACAUUUGUGACAAGAUUGGACAGUCUCGCACUGGGCCCAAAGAAUGCCUGCGGUCUAUAAUGAGGAGAGUGAAUCACAAGGAUCCGCAUGUUGCCAUGCAAGCGUUGACGCUACUUGGUGCAUGUGUGUCAAACUGUGGAAAGAUAUUCCAUUUAGAGGUCUGCUCCAGGGAAUUUGCUAGUGAAGUUAGCAAUGUGUUAAAUAAGGGUCACCCAAAAGUAUGUGAGAAGCUGAAGGCUCUGAUGGUGGAAUGGGCCGAGGAUUUCCGCAAUGACCCUCAGCUCAGCCUGAUCUCUGCCAUGAUCAAGAACCUCCGAGAACAGGGCGUCAUCUUCCCUGCUGUAGGCUCUCAGGCAGCAGAGCAAGCUAAAGCCAGUCCCGCAUUGGUAGCUAAAGACCCUGCAACAUCAACAAACAAGAAGGAAGAAGAAGACAUCGCUAAAGCUAUUGAACUGUCUCUGAAGGACCAGCGGCAUCAGCAGCCUCAGGUGUCUCUGUCUGGCCUCUAUCCGAGCACCAGCAGCCUCCUGACCUCCCACAAGACAGACGGCAGAAAGGUCAGGGCCAUCUAUGACUUUGAAGCAGCCGAAGACAACGAGCUCACUUUUAAAUCAGGCGAGAUCAUCACCAUCCUGGAUGACAGUGACCCUAACUGGUGGAAAGGUGAGACGUAUCAGGGUGUUGGCCUUUUUCCGUCAAACUUUGUGACAGCGGACCUGACAGCAGAGCCUGAGAUGAUGAAAACAGAGAAGAAGACGGUGCAGUUUAGUGAAGAAGUCCAGGUAGAGACGAUUGAACCGGAACCAGAGCCUGUCUACAUUGAUGAGGAGAAAAUGGACCAGCUGCUUCAAAUGAUCCAGAGUGCUGACCCAACAGAUGACCAGUCAGACACCUGUGAGCUCCUACAGUUGGAGGCUGCUUGCAACCAGAUGGGUCCUCUCAUUGAUCAGAAGCUGGAGGACAUUGACAGGAAACACUCAGAGCUGUCUGAACUGAACGUGAAGGUCAUGGAAGCAUUGUCUCUCUAUGCUAAGCUAAUGAAUGAAGACCCAGUAUACACUAUGUAUGCCAAACUACAGAGCCAGCAAUACUACAUGCAGCAGGCCCCAAACUCUUCCCAACAGAUGUACCCUGGACAGUCCACUGGAGGGCAGUAUGCAAUGGGAAGCACAGCAGUACCAGGAUACAAUGUUCCAAUGGAGCAGCUCACUGCAAUGAACCAAGCAGGAACACCAAUGUCAGGGCAGCCAACUCCUAGUGACGUCCAUAUGUACAUGGGCCAACCUCCAGUCUACAGCCCCACUCCUGGCAGCCUUCCUCCAGCUGAAGUCCAGUCUUACCAGACCCCAGCCCCAGCGGUCAUGAACCAGACCCCCGCAUACACCGUACCUUCAACCCAGAGCCUUCCCGGUGCUGCAGACAACCAACAGAUCCCUUACCCAGAGAAGGCCCUCUUAUAGGGGCCCCUAGAGACUCGCACACAAACACACACACUCGUACAAAGAACAUUCAGCUCACACAGCGACAUCUUCUUCUAGAUCCUCUCCUCCUCUUUUUAUUUAAGACACUACAAACAUGACAGGAUGUGCCGAUUGCUGACUACUAACCGCUGGUGUUCUCACUGAACACUUCUGAUCGCUCUUAUAUGUUUUUGGUCUCUUUUACAACAAUAUUUUGUUGAAGGUGAUGAGAAGUUACACCAUUUAUUUGGCGCCGUCAUUAUAGUAACUAAUUAACUGGAUGUUUCUUACAGGAAAACACAACGAGAGCAUGCUUGUGUUGUACAUGCAUUUUUGUAACAGUGUAGGUCCCGGUAGCUCAGUGUUUGUCAAAACAGGUCCUGAAGGGGAGGGUUCAUCAUUUUAAAUUGUGUCUAAGUGUGUGUGUGAGGGAGAGAGAAAGCGAGUUCAGGUCCAUAGACGUUAUCACGCCUCUCCUGCAGAACCAUGUAGCAAAACACUGCCAUUGUCUUGACAGUGACCCAUUACUCCGGUGUCUUUCAAGAGUUAGUUUACCCCAUAAUGGAAAUGCUCAUUAUUUAUUCCAAACCCUUAGUAAAUCUGUUCAUCAUUGGAACACAAGUGGAGAUAUUUCUAUUGAAAUAUGUGAGAUUUCUGCCCCUCCAUUGACAGUUUGUUUUAUAUAAAACAGCUAAUGCUUCAAACAUUCAUUAACAGAUAAAAAUCAAGCUGUUUAUCUUUAUCUGUUUUAAUUUAAAGUUUUCUGAAAGAUAAAAUCACUUUAUAAGAUGAAUAUAUAGUGUGUCAAGCAGAUAUAGUUAAGCUUCUGGUUCUAUUUGCUGAUCAGAGUUUAUAAAUAAAAGCUCAAAUGUAAUCAUAUCUACAUGUAAACAUGUCUCUUCAGAAGACUUUAAUUAGACCGCUAAUGAUGGAUUCAUUUUUUGAUCACUUUAUAUGAAUGUUUAAAGUUGUCAGAAGUUUACCUGAAUACACUUUCAAUGGAGGGACAGAAAUCUCUCAGAUUUGAUUAAAAUAUUUCGAUUAGUGUUCCAAACAUGAAUAAAUUAAUAUCUUAUGGCUUUAUAGAGAUAUGAGGGCGAGUAAAUGAUGGGAAAACUGUCAUUUUGGGGUGAAGCUCACUACUUUAAGCUCAACUCUCAGUGUUAAAAUGUUUUUCAGUGCGUUUUAUUUAUAUUUUGAUUGUCGGUUUGCUGUUUAAUUGACAGUACAUUAAAAGAAGGAUGUAAUAUUCUGCCUGUGUGCAGAUCUGUAUAUACAAGAGCUCACUACUUUCUUUAGAGCGUAACGUUCAAAGCGGCUGCUUUUUCUGUAGAAAGGGCACAUGGGAAGUUGAGGAGUAAAACUACUCCAUUACAUGCACUUUUAAUUUACUCCUUUUUUUCCCCCUUCUCCCUAAUUUCAGAUGUGUACAUUUGAAACCUAUGUUUCCUCAGCUCUCGAAGAACCUGAAUGGCAUUGACCCUGCACUCUAACCCUUCCGUUUUUUCCAAACAGUUAUAAAAAACUCAUGCAACUUGUCAUGCCCUGGGAAUAAAUGAAUUAAUGAUCGUGUGUAAAUGAUCCACCGAGUUUGCAAUGCUCAAACUAACCUUUUUUUAGUCCUGUCAAGGGCUGAGACUGACACUAAAGAGAGCAAACUUUGUUCUUCUGAUUCUCUGACUCUAAAGUAAGGCGGUUCCCCCACAUCUGUCUCGAUGUAGCUACAGUGUUAUCAGAGUAGUCAUUGACGUUUCAUAGAGAACAUUCUGGGAAAUUGGGACCAUGGGCCAGUUCUAAUGUGACACCUUAGCAUAUGCACAUGGAGAUGAUAAUCUUUACGUCAACCUUAUCCACAGGGAAAAUGGACUGUUUUUGGUGUAUCAGUUAUAUGUACCCAGUUGUUUGUAUGUACUAUUUUAAUCAUCUUAAUUAUUAGUAUUCACAAUAAAACUAGGCCAAAUGUA